CACACUUGACGCCGGUGAACGCUGCUGGGUGGAGCUCAACGUUUGCAGCCGGGCACAGGUUUCAACUGCGUGCGACCCUCGUGUAUAAAGGCAGCGGGUCAUUCGGUGCAGGAGAGCGUCCAAAACCAAGCUAGCCAUGCCGAUCAUGUCGAUAUGCCGCACGCCCGACUCGGACGGGUGGGAAGAGCUGCAGGACAUGAGCUUCAUCCAGCCCUACCUGGACAAGAUGAACGGGUCCGGCCACGGCACUAAUGGGUCUGCUGGGACGCCGGACGAUGAGCGAGCCUGGACCAUCGGCGUCAUCAACUCGCGUGCCAAGUAUCUCACUGCGGAAACGUUCGGAUACAAGAUCAACGCCAACGGCGUUUCCUUGAAGAAAAAGCAGCUGUGGACGCUGCAGCCGACCGGACAGCGCGACCACGUGAGCCUGCGCUCCCACCUCGGCAAAUACCUGGCCGUCGACAGCUUCGGCAACGUCACGUGCGAGGCCGACGAGCUGGAGCCGGGCGCCGUGUUCGAGAUCGCCGUGGCCGACGACGGCAGUGGCCGCUGGGCCUUUAAGAACGUGGAGCGGAAGUACUUCUUGGGCGCCGGCGGCGAUAAGCUCCUGUGCAACGCCAAGACACCCUCAGACGGAGAGCUUUGGUACAUCCACCUGGCAGCUCGGCCCCAGGUCAACGUGUACAGCGUGGGACGCAAGCGGUUCGCGCACCUCUCCGAGUCCCUGGAGGAGAUCCACGUGGACGCCAACAUCCCCUGGGGCGAGGACACGCUCUUCACGCUCGAGUUCCGCGACAACCACUACGCCGUGCACACGUGCAACAACCUAUACCUGCACCGCGAUGGGCGACUGCAGAGCUCCUGCUCCGAGGACUGUCUCUUCGCCAUCGAGUACCACAACGGCAGCCUGGCGCUGCGUGACCGCUCAGGCCGCUACCUUUCUCCCAUCGGCUCCAAGGCCCUACUUAAGACACGUGCCCAGGCAGUGACUAAGGACGAGCUGUUCUCGCUGGAGAACUCUCUGCCCCAGGCCUGUUUCGGCGCCGUGCUCAACGACCGCUACGUCAGCGUCAAACAAGGCGUUGACGUGACGGCCAAUCAGGAGGAGGUGGGAGAGCACGAGCGCUUCCUGAUGGAGUACGACCUGGCCACGCGACGCUGGUACAUCCGCACCAUGCACGACAAGUACUGGACGCUCGGCACCGCCGGCGGUAUCCAGGCUGCCUCCGGGAAGAAGUCGUCCAACAGUCUGUUUGACCUGCUGUGGCACCGCAAUGGCACUGUCUCCUUCCGGGCCAACAACGGCAAAUGCCUGUCCACCAAGAAGUCCGGACACCUGUUUGCGAACUCGGAGGAGAACGAGGAGUCCGCCAGGUUUUACUUCUACCUCAUCAACAGACCUAUCUUGGUUCUCAAGUCUGAGCAGGGCUUUGUUGGCUACAAGAGCUCCAGCACCACGAAACUGGAAUGCAACAAAGCGUCUUAUGAGACAAUUCAAGUGGAGAGGGGGCAGCGUGGACAGGUCUUCUUCAAAGGCCAAAAUGGGAUGUACUGGACGCCCGACGAUGGGGUGUCAGCUUCCAGCCGUGAGCCGUACCCCUUCUACCUGGAGCUGCGCGAACCCACGCGCAUGUGCAUCAAGGACGAACAGGGCGCCUACCUCUGCGCGCAGAAGAACGGCUCCUUCCGGCUGGACUCGACCGAUGCGGACCGCGCCACCUAUUGGGAGUUUUAGACACUAGAGUUGUGGAAGCGGCCACGCCGCGACGCUGCGAGCGGGAUUAGGUGCCAACGCUGGGGCGGGAAGAGCGAUCGAGUGCAGGGCGGAGCGCUGGGUAUGACACACCGUCUCACGGAGGCGAUGGUCGAAGGGUGUCGCGAGGCAGGAACGGCGUCCUCUGCAGCGUCCUGGGCGUAGCUUUUCGGCCAACGACGCGGGCUUAUGAUCAAAGUGGCCGUUUCGGGCGUCAGUUACUCACCGACGGAAGCAGACAUAUUGCGCAUGUGGGAGUGUUUCUGCUCGGGUGUUGGCGUGGACGUGUAUAGAGGCCUGGCCACCGUGCGUUGUGACGAACUCGAGCUGCUUUUGUACGUUAGUAGAUACUGGAUAUGGGACACGCUGGUCCGCUUCACGGCUUUGGACCGUUUUAAAAGGCUACGUUCGCGGAGGACAUGAUCGUGAUUUGUAACACGUAGCCUCUAACUUCUCAAACCAAAGGUCGGGUAAGUAAAUAGGUUGUCCGGGGUUGUUGACUGCUUUGUUUUUGAAACCGUGUACAGUCCAUAAAGGCUGAGUUGGCGUGCUCCAUCGCAAGCAUGCCAUGCAUUUUGUUUAUAUUUUUACGCCCUCACAUGAUGCGCCUUUAUUUGAUACUGGUGGUUCUUCAGUACACCGCGACACCUCUUGUGGCGAGCUACGAUUUCAAUAAAUGAAACAGCGCCGCUGCA
Pollicipes pollicipes is the source of this 2448-nucleotide messenger RNA. Its product is annotated as protein singed. Gene Ontology annotation, molecular function: protein-macromolecule adaptor activity; actin filament binding. The record is from RefSeq and is a predicted model, not a curated record. Gene Ontology annotation, cellular component: actin cytoskeleton; cytoplasm. The transcript is spliced from 10 exons. Bases 137 to 1735 code for a protein of 532 amino acids. NCBI's taxonomy places the organism in Eukaryota, Metazoa, Arthropoda, Thecostraca, Pollicipedomorpha, Pollicipedidae. Gene Ontology annotation, biological process: actin filament bundle assembly; establishment or maintenance of cell polarity; cell migration.